Molecule: messenger RNA, 4875 nt
Organism: Penicillium pulvis
Lineage: Eukaryota; Fungi; Ascomycota; Eurotiomycetes; Eurotiales; Aspergillaceae
Product: putative DEAD/DEAH box helicase
Exons: 1
Coding region: 1-4875 (1624 amino acids)
Cellular component (GO): cytoplasm
Molecular function (GO): nucleic acid binding; ATP binding
Source: RefSeq, a predicted model, not a curated record
AUGGUCAUUGAGGGGGUUUUCAGACACAAACGUGGGGCUCCUCUACAACAGAAGACCCUACUGAUAAACACGCGUACUCCAGAAACUACGGGCCAACUCAUGGACGGCCUAGAGUUGAAUGAUGAGAACAACAGCACUCUUUCGGGAGAUUUCAGCUUAGGAGAAUUAAAUAACAUUCUUGAGCAGGUCAUUAACGAGCAGCCGUCACUUAGUCAGCGUCAAUGCCUUCUCAUUGUCACCCUUGUGACCAUGUUUAAGGAGUUCGGCUUUAGUGCCGAACCCAAAGCAGAAGCGACAGCCAUGAUCCUACACCUUAUACUUCUGCAAGACACUCAGCUUGAAGACCGAGCGGUACAGGGCCUCGAUUUCCAGAGCUCUUCUUUCUUCAAUACUUUUUUGCAAGUAGCCAAAGGUGUGAUUAGUUCACCGCAUUGGGAGGAGUCCACGAAGACCCAUCAGCUUCCUUGUGACCUAGCAGAUUUGAUUGAUGGAAGAGUUUUCAUCGAGGUGAACAGAAUGAUAAAGAGACAUGGGAUUGAUUAUAUCAUUUCACCAGCAACUCUAUUACCAUACAAUGACCUUGUAUCUUUGUUGAACCGGCUUUGUGGUGCGGGCCUUGACCUGGCAGUGAUCAAGGAAAGUAAGAAGAGUACUUCGAAGGCUAUCAUGGGAAAAAGUGCCAAGGGGAAGCAACAGAGGUUCCAGACAGAUACGAAGAUUCCCGCGAACGUUUCUUCAGAGGUUCACACGACAGUUCUCCCAUUUAGGAACGAAAUCUUUGAUGAUCACCUCGCCCCCGUUCACAUCGAGGUGGACGACUCUAUGAGUGCAGAAGUCGAUGUAAAGCAUUUCAUAGAACAGACUCAUUGGCAUAACUCAAAGCCCCUUGAUUCGAAAAAGGUACCUCAUUUGACGGCCAAGGACCAAUCUCGGUACCAAAAACGAAACCAGUUUUAUAUGACGGAGAUGAGACAGUAUGCAGAAAGCUUGUUGGGGUCCGCGGGAAUGUCUCAACCAGAGAUUGUGAUUGCUGGAACCCCUACAAUUACAAAGGGAAAGGCACAGCCUUUGCCUCCAGUAAGAGUUCAUCCAGGGAAUGGAAAGGGAAAGCCUUCAGUCAGGGAGAUGGCUGCGGUGACCAUUCAACAGAAGGCAGCUGAUGGAGAACGAAAGCAACGGCUAAAGUGGAAAUCUAAGCUCGAAUCAAUGACUCUAGGCCCCAAUGAUCCAAUGAGCCGAUUCUAUAUCAUCGAGAAAUACUUGUCCGGCCUGUCAAAAGAAAGUCGCGUCCUACUUGAGGCUGAAGUCCUAACUUAUCUCCUGGAUGCAUCGUUCCAAGUCAUUACUGGAGACGAGAAUGGCAAAGAUGGAACCAUUACUUUGACACACAUAUGGGGUCUAAUCAGUCGUCUCAUGAAACUCAGACACGGAAUCAGUGUUGUCAUAUCUGAAUUUGUCCGACAAGUCUGCCAGUGUCUCAAAUUACCAGGUGUUUCUCUGCCAGUCCAAACCAGCCAGCCGCUAUCUUUCAAGCCUUCGGCAAUAACCCAGAAUUCCAACACUACAAUUCAAAUGUCUGGAGUAGACUUUCAGCUCAUGCAUGGAGGCCCAUUCAUGGAACGUGGUAUAGGUUCCUUGCCAGAUCCCCGAACACCCGAUUUUGAGCCUGAUCUAUGGCAAAGAGAGGUAUUGGACCAGAUUGACGCAAAGAAGAGCGCUUUCAUUGUAGCCCCAACCAGUGCAGGAAAAACGUUCAUCUCAUUCUACGCGAUGAAGCAGAUUCUCAAAGAAGAUAAUGAUGGCAUUCUUGUCUAUGUGGCCCCCACAAAGGCACUGGUAAAUCAAAUCGCAGCUGAGGUACAGGCUCGAUUCUGGAAGUCCUACCCUGCAAAAACCACUGGAAAAUCGAUAUGGGCUAUUCACACUAGGGACCAUCGAAUCAAUAAUCCGAAUGGUUGCCAAAUACUCAUCACAGUGCCCCACAUUCUUCAAAUCAUGCUGCUUUCUCCAACAAAUGCCAAAGCAUGGACCCCCCGAUUGAAGAGAAUCAUUUUCGACGAGAUCCAUUGUAUUGGUCAGGCCCAGGAUGGUGUCAUCUGGGAACAAUUGCUUCUUUUGGCUCCAUGUCCUAUCAUCGCACUGUCGGCUACCGUUGGUAAUCCUGACGAGUUCUACAGUUGGCUCAAGUAUGCCCAAGGCGUGAAUGGGCACGAUUUAAAGAUGAUCUCGCACAAGCAUAGAUAUUCCGAUUUGAGGAACUAUCAGUAUUGUUCUGCAGGGAGAUUUUCAUUUAAGGGACUUCCCAAUCCUGGUGGCUUAUACCAGUUGGGACUUGACCAGGCCGAUGACAUGAAGUUCUUGCAUCCUGUCUUGAGCUUGGUUGACCGCUCAAGAGGGAUUCCGAAUGACUUUAGUCUUGAGCCACGGGACUGUUUGACCUUAUGGAAAGCAUUGCAUGAUCUGCAGAAUGAAGCUUUUCCGGUCGAUGCCUCUCUCAGUCCUUCUUCCUUUUUCUCCGAUGCCAUAAUCGGGAAGAAAGACGUCAUUGAAUGGCAAAAGCCCUUGAUUGAGCUUGUCAGUGAUUGGAUGAAAGACAGAAGUUCCCCAUUUGAUGCCCUUCUACUUGAACUAGGUAAAAACAAUAACUGUCCCACGGCUUCUGCUGAUACAGCAGGGUCUCCAUCGAGUUCUCCUCGGCUGGCUGUGUCACAGGACGAUGAGCUCUUAUCUACGACCCUCCCAUUGAUCUGCUCUCUUCAUGCUCAACGAGCACUCCCGGCACUAUUUUUCAAUUACGACCGGGGUAGGUGUGAAGACAUAUGUAAGCACUUACUGACCCAAUUGCGAGAAGCGGAAUCUGCAUGGAAAUCAGAGAACCCAGCAUGGAAGAGUAAGCUUGAAAAGUGGAGCGAAUGGAAAAGAAUACAGGAGGAGGCUACGAAGAAGACCACAAAGCCCACCAAAAAGAAAAGAUCCGAUGAUCAGGCAACUUCUCGUGCUGAUGAAGUUAGAGAUGCGGCAUCUGCCGAAGGCAGUCUGUGGGAGCUCUUCGACCCAGAAAGACCUGUGGAAAGAUUUAGCUUAGCUGAUCCAAAGAAGCUGGCACCGUCAGAGUUUUUAAAUUACACCGAGGAACUUAGAUGGCGCAAAAUCCCGUCGUGGCUGAUAGAUGCCCUGGAGCGUGGCAUCGGUGUGCAUCAUGCCGGCAUGAAUCGAAAAUACCGUCAAGUCUGUGAAAUCCUAUUUCGCAGAGGUUUUCUGCGUGUCGUUAUCGCAACGGGCACAUUGGCCCUGGGUAUUAAUAUGCCAUGCAAGACCGUCGUCUUCUCAGGUGAUUCUUUGUUCCUCACCUCGCUCAACUUUCGACAGGCUAGCGGACGUGCAGGACGUCGUGGGUUUGAUUUGCUGGGAAAUGUUGUUUUUCAGAACGUUCCUACCGCCAAGAUUCACCGACUGGUUAGUUCAAGGCUUCCAGAUCUAAAUGGACAUUUUCCCAUCACGGCUAGUCUGGUUCUGCGACUUUUUAUCUUACUACAUGGCUCCAAUCAUGCACCGUCCGCGGUGAAGUCUAUUAAGUCGCUCCUGUCAAGCCCUCGAAUCUGUCUUGGGGGUCCAGAGAUGAAGCAUACUGUGCUACAUUACCUUCGGUUCUCGAUUGAAUAUUUGCGUCGAAAUCAGCUUAUUGACAGCAAUGGAGCUCCAUUGAAUUUCGCGGGAUUUGUUUCCCAUUUGUACUACACAGAGAGCUCCAGCUUUGCCUUCCACGCUCUGCUGGACUCUGGAUACUUUCAUAGUGUCUGUAAACGCAUCUCUGAGAAAUCUAAGAGAUCGCUCCAGACACUCAUGCUCGUCAUGUGUCAUAUUUUCAAACGACUCCCCUUACGUCAAUCCACGAUAGAGUCCUACCGCACCGCAUAUAAAAGGGGAUCCUCCGUUGUGGUACUCCCUGAUCUGCCGAAGACAGCAGCCAAGGCACUGAUCAAUCACAAUCGCCAGGUACGGGAUAUUUACACGGGUUAUGUAUCGACCUUCAUCAACCAACAUGUUGACGCGCGUGAUUACCACCUUCCAUUGAGUGGUGCCGAGUGCGGGGGACAGAAAGCGGCCAUGGAGCUUGGUGUCAUUGAUACUCAGCUCUCUGCCUCAAAAAUCACAUCUCCAUUCUAUGCCCUCUCCGGGCAUGGUGACCAGUGGGAUACUGUUGCCGAUCUGUGCGAAACAGUUCGCGACGGUGUGUGGCUCGAGGAGUCUGUCGUUCCCUAUGUACCUAUCGCAUCUGAACGCUCUCCACUGAAUGCAUAUCUCUACGACUUUUUUAAGCAUGGAAAUGUUCACGAGUUGGAGAGGGCCAAUGGGGUCCGUCGAAGUGAUAUCUGGUAUGAACUGAAUGAUUUCUCCAUGAUCCUUGCAACCAUCACCGCCAGCCUAGAGAAAAUGGUGAACCCACAUGGAAACUCAGAUAUUGAUAUGCUCAACGUCGCCGGUGGUGGUGAUGCUCAUGAGAUCCAAAUUGAUGAUGACAACAUCGUUGAUGACGAUAGUCAGACUCAAAAUGAGACUUCAACAACUCCAGCAGGUAAACUUCACCAAAAGCCGGCGACGGCACCUGCCGCGGUCCCGAAGAAACCUCUUACAUCAACAAGUGAAGUUUUAGACAGCUGGGAAGAUGAGAUGGUGGAAAAUAAUCCGGUGGAGCAGGACAACGAGCCCAAAUCACGGCAGCAACAGAAGGAGGCGCGAAAGAAGGAGAAUGAGGAGAGAACAGAUAAGGCAGAACAAAAGAAGCACGACCAAAAAUCCUUACUCUUGGUUUACAACGGAUUCAACCUUCUCAAGAAUGAGUUUGAUACAAAGUUCAAAGAGAUGUGGGCUUGA